GGCAGUGAAUAAUUAUAUCUGUGAUAAGAUCGACGUCUUUUGCUUUGUGGAUAGAAAUUUUGAUUUUUAACAUAAGGAUGGUGAGAUUCUGCGGCCUCAAUAUUUCCGAGAGAGCGGGAUGCGGCGCCGUCGGCAUUUCAAACUUGGUACUUAACCUGACUAACUUCAUCGGAUUUUUGGUCAUGACAAUAAAGGGUUAUGAUCACGUGACCUGGGCGGUUGCCAUAUCAACUGGAAUCGGAUUUCUAAUCAACUUCUCCCUCUGUUGGGGACUGAUGAAGAGGAAUCCGCACCAGCUCAUCGCCUGGACGACCCUGACCGCGAUGACCUCCCUCCUCAACUCAGUCCUCGGAGUCGUCGUCAUCUACAAGAAGGUCAGCGUCGCCUGGGGCAGCGUGGUCAUCGCCGCGUCGGUCGUCAACUUCGUGGCCGUGUCCUUUGUGCAGUCCGUGGUGUACGAGAUGAUGCGAGCUUCCGACUAAAGGGUUAACCCAUCAGCAAACUAUCAACCGGAAGUUAAUUUGAUGAUUCACUGGUAAUCAUCGCAUUA
Penaeus chinensis is the source of this 550-nucleotide messenger RNA. RefSeq lists its product as uncharacterized. Lineage: Eukaryota; Metazoa; Arthropoda; Malacostraca; Decapoda; Penaeidae. The coding region runs from base 78 to 482 and encodes 134 amino acids. The transcript has 6 exons. The record is from RefSeq and is a predicted model, not a curated record.